Bombyx mori (domestic silkworm) is the source of this 9406-nucleotide messenger RNA. It is a transcript of the gene Dhc1, whose product is annotated as dynein axonemal heavy chain 5. Lineage: Eukaryota; Metazoa; Arthropoda; Insecta; Lepidoptera; Bombycidae. Gene Ontology annotation, biological process: microtubule-based movement. Gene Ontology annotation, molecular function: dynein light intermediate chain binding; minus-end-directed microtubule motor activity; dynein intermediate chain binding. Bases 16 to 9354 code for a protein of 3112 amino acids. The transcript has 25 exons. The record is from RefSeq and is a predicted model, not a curated record. Gene Ontology annotation, cellular component: axonemal dynein complex.
AUUUGUAUUUCAGCCAUGAAGGAGAAGGACAUAGAGGCAAAGCUACGUCAAGUGACAAACGAAUGGUCUGUUCACGAACUUACGUUUCAAACGUUUAACAACCGCGGCGAACUUCUUCUACGAGGCGACACUACUGCCGAAACUAUCGGUCAGCUCGAAGAUAGCCUCAUGAUCCUUGGCUCUUUGCUAUCAAACAGAUACAAUGCUCCGUUCAGGAAGCAAAUCCAACAAUGGCUUUACGAUUUGCAAAGCACGAACGAAAUCUUAGAGCGGUGGCUUCUCGUGCAGAACAUGUGGGUUUACUUGGAAGCAGUGUUCGUGGGGGGUGACAUUGCAAAGCAAUUGCCUAAGGAAGCUAAGCGAUUUUCGAAAAUAGAUAAAUCGUGGCAGAAAAUUAUGCAGCGAGCUCACGAAACUCCCGGUGUGGUCUCGUGCUGUGUUGGCGAUGACCUGCUUCGGCAAUUGCUGCCACAUCUACAAGAGCAGCUCGAGUUGUGUCAAAAGAGUCUCAGCGGGUACUUGGAAAGGAAACGUACUAUGUUUCCGAGGUUUUUCUUCGUAUCAGAUCCUGCUUUACUCGAAAUAUUAGGACAAGCGUCAGACUCUCACACUAUACAGAAUCAUCUGUUGUCAAUAUUUGAUAACAUUCGAUAUGUAAAAUUUCACGAUAUCGAGUACAACAAAAUGAUAGCUAUAAUAUCAUCGGAGGGUGAAGAGAUAAAGUUGGAGCGUCCCGUGAGGGCUGAAGGCUCGGUGGAGACGUGGCUGACCUCGCUACUUCAAUCCGCUCAGAGUAGCCUACACUCGAUCAUUCGCAAUGCCGUAUCGCUCAUCAAUGACCCGGCUUUCAACCUACUAUUAUUUUUAGACAAAAUGCCUGCCCAAAUCGGGCUUUUAGGGAUCCAAAUAAUAUGGACAAGAGACGCGGAGGCCGCCCUCAUGCAGGCCCGUCAAGACAAGAAGAUCAUGUCUGAUACCAAUAACAAAUUCCUGGAACUUCUUAACACCCUCAUAGAUCAGACGACGAGAGAUCUGCUCAAGAUCGAAAGGAUCAAAUUUGAAACAUUGAUCACCAUUCACGUGCAUCAGCGAGAUAUCUUUGAUAUGCUGUGCCGUCUUAAUGUUCGUUCUGCAAACGACUUCGAAUGGCUGAAGCAAUGCCGGUUCUACUUCAAAGAGGACACGGACAAGACCUGGAUAUCGGUGACAGACGUCACGUUCACUUACCAGAACGAAUAUCUGGGAUGUACCGAGAGGCUUGUUAUUACUCCCUUAACUGACAGAUGUUACAUUACAUUAGCCCAAGCCCUCGCCAUGAGCAUGGGCGGGGCUCCAUGCGGCCCUGCGGGGACCGGCAAAACGGAAACGGUCAAAGACAUGGGGAAAACUCUGGCCAAAUACGUCGUCGUCUUCAACUGUUCGGAUCAAAUGGAUUACAGAGGCCUCGGUCGGAUAUAUAAAGGUUUGGCGCAAUCCGGUUCCUGGGGAUGUUUUGAUGAAUUCAAUCGCAUCGAAUUGCCGGUACUAUCAGUGGCCGCACAACAGGUAGCCGUGGUGCUCGCAGCUAAAAAGGAAAAAAAGAAAUCCUUCAUAUUUACUGAUGGCGACACGUCAGACAUGUGUCCCGAAUUCGGGAUAUUCAUAACUAUGAACCCAGGGUACGCCGGUCGCAAAGAGCUCCCAGAAAACCUCAAGAUCCAAUUUCGCACUGUAGCCAUGAUGGUCCCCGACAGACAAAUUAUCAUUAGAGUAAAAUUAGCCUCUUGUGGCUUCUUAGAGAAUAUUACUCUGGCCAGAAAGUUUUACACGCUAUACAAAUUGUGUGAGGAACAAUUAACAAAACAAGUCCAUUACGAUUUCGGCCUCCGGAACAUCCUAUCGGUUCUACGUACUUUAGGCGCAGUCAAACGAGUAAACUCGAAGGAUAAUGAAAGUACAAUUGUCAUGAGAGUGCUCAGAGACAUGAAUCUGUCCAAGUUGAUAGAUGAAGAUGAGCCCCUGUUCAUAUCUUUAGUGGCCGACCUUUUCCCGAAUCAGAUGUUAGAGAAGACUACUUAUAUAGAAUUAGAAGAAGCAAUAAAGAAACAGGUGGAUUUGUCUGGUUUGAUAAACCAUCCACCAUGGAUUUUGAAAAUAAUACAGUUAUACGAGACACAGCGUGUACGUCAUGGAAUAAUGACAUUGGGUCCACCCGGAGCCGGGAAAACUACGUGUAUCCACACUCUCAUGAGCGCACUAUCAGAAAUCGAAAAUCCACACAGAGAGAUGCGGAUGAACCCAAAAGCAAUUACGGCAGCGCAAAUGUUUGGUCGCCUCGACGUUGCAACCAAUGAUUGGACCGAUGGAAUAUUUUCCGCCCUAUGGAGGAAAACCCUCAAAAUUAAAACUGGAGAGAAUAUCUGGUUGGUAUUGGAUGGCCCUGUGGACAGCAUUUGGAUAGAAAAUUUGAACUCUGUGCUAGAUGAUAAUAAAACUUUGACAUUGGCCAACGGAGAUCGUCUCACAAUGUCCCCUACUUCGAAAGUAUUAUUUGAACCUGAAAACAUAGACAACGCUUCACCAGCCACUGUAUCUAGAAAUGGAAUGGUGUACAUGAGCUCAUCCGGACUGGAUUGGGAUCCAGUUUUCCGCGCCUGGUUGAUGACACGUUCGACUAGAGAAGCAGAAGUUUUCUGUUCUCUUUUCGAACAAACUUUCCCUAUAGUGUAUACUUGGUGCACUCAGAAUCUAAAUUUCAGUAUGCGAGUAUUGCAGAGCAAUAUUAUUUUACAAAUGCUUAAUCUUCUCGAAGGUCUAGUGCCGCCACAAAUUGUUGAAACAGAGGAACCUUCGGCUAGCAAAUCUGUAAACGGAGACAUGGAGGACGAUGAAGAAAAAGAAAAGGCCGAAGAAAUUGUUUUGUUCACGCCUGAACAUUUACAUAAAAUUUAUGUUUUCGUUUUAAUUUGGGGUUUUGGAUCCCUUUUCGAAACGAACGACAGAAUCAAAUUUGACGGAUACUUGAAAAGUAACUUCCGUGAAAUACUCGAACUUCCAAAACAUCCGAACAAUAAACCUUUUGUGGUUUUCGAUUUUUACGUCAAACAACCUGGAAAAUGGGAACUUUGGGAUGAUUUAGUGAUGAAUUACCAAUACCCGGAUACUGCAACACCAGAUUAUUCAACGAUUCUCGUUCCUAUAGUUGAUAACGUUCGAAUUAAUUAUCUCAUUCACUGUAUAGCCAAACAGGGAAAAGCAGUUCUAUUAUUGGGCGAACAAGGAUCUGCAAAAACGGUUAUGAUGAAAGCGUAUAUGAAAAACGCGAACCCGGAACAGUUUAUGGGUCGGUCCUUCAAUUUCUCUUCAGCUACGAGUCCGUACCAAUUCCAAAAAACAAUUGAAAGCUAUGUAGAAAAACGUAGUGGAAUGACAUUCGGUCCCCCGGGUGGAAAAAAAAUGUUGGUAUUUAUUGAUGACAUAAAUUUACCGCAAAUUAAUGAAUGGGGCGAUCAAAUUACCAAUGAAAUAGUUAGACAAACUAUGAGCAUGGGAGGAUUCUAUAGUUUGGAGAAACCAGGCGAUUUUACUACUAUAGUAGAUAUUCAAUUCUUAGGAGCUAUGGGACAACCGGGUGGCGGUAGAAACGAUAUACCAUCGAGGUUAAAACGACAAUUUGCCAUAUUUAACUGCCCUUUGCCAAAUAACGAGUCAAUAGAUAAGAUUUUCAAGGUGAUUGGUGAAGGUCACUACAACGCCAAGCGUGGUUUUGCGAUGGAAGUUCGGUCUUUGAUUAAGAAAAUUAUUCCACUAACAAGAGAACUUUGGAUGCGGACAAGACAAAAUUUAUUACCUACGCCAGCGAAAUUUCACUAUGUAUUUUCUUUGAGAGACUUAUCGAGAGUGUGGCAAGGUAUGGUGGGUACGUUGCCGACAGUUAUCGAAUCUGAAAAAUGUCUCAUGUUACUGUGGAAACACGAAUGCUCCCGAGUUUUCUCGGACAGAUUUACGCAUCAGUCAGACAAAGAUUGGUUCAAUAAGGCCUUGUACGGAGUUGCUGAAGAGAUUCUGGGUAUGGAAUACCGAAAAAUGAUGGAACGAGAACCCGUUUUUGUUGAUUUUAUGAGAGAUGCUCCAGAGCCAACCGGGGAAGAAGGUGAAGAUGCAGAUAUGGAACUUCCGAAGGUUUACGAACCUGUUUUUGAUUACAAUGAACUAAGAGAACGACUUGAAAUGUUCUUGUCGCAAUUUAAUGAAAUGGUGCGAGGGUCUGGUAUGGACUUGGUAUUUUUUCCAGACGCUAUGUUUCAUCUAGUCAAAAUAUCUAGAGUUAUAAGGCAUCCCAGAGGAAACGUUAUGCUCGUUGGAGUGGGAGGAUCUGGUAAACAAUCUUUGACUAAGUUAUCAACAUUCAUUGCUGGAUACAGAUCCUUUCAAAUUGCUUUAACCAGAUCCUAUAAUGUUGGCAACUUUUUGGAAGAUUUGAAACUACUCUACAGAUCAUGUGGUGUUCAAGGCAAAGGAACAACAUUUAUCUUCACAGACUUAGAUAUCAAAGAAGAAGGUUUUCUGGAAUAUUUAAAUAAUAUUCUUUCAUCUGGUGUUAUUUCUAAUUUAUUUACCAAAGAUGAGCAACAAGAAAUUAUAUCUGAACUUACUCCUAUAAUGAAGAGAGAAAAUCAGAAACGAUCACUCACCAACGAACUCGUUAUGGAGUACUUCCUGAAUAGAACCUGUCAGAAUCUUCAUGUUGUACUAUGCUUUUCGCCAGUGAGCGAAGCCUUCAGGUAUCGCGCUCUGCGUUUUCCUGCAUUAAUAUCUGGAUGCACGAUUGACUGGUUUCAACCUUGGCCGAAAGAUGCCCUUGUUUCUGUAGCUGACCAUUUUCUUGCUGAAUUCGAAAUAGAAUGCACCAAAGAAGUCAAAAAGGAACUCGUUACAGUCUUGGGUACUAUUCAAGAUGUCGUCUCAAAUGUGUCCGUAGAAUACUUCCAAAGAUUCCGCAGAUCAUCUCACGUCACUCCAAAAUCGUACUUGAGCUUCAUCGGUGGAUACAAAACGAUCUAUCAAAUGAAACAGAAAGAAUUAGGUGACGGUGCCUUACGAAUGGAUACAGGUUUAGAAAAAUUAAGGGAAGCAUCGAUUUCUGUGGAAGUUUUGAAAAAAGAUUUAGCCGUGAUGGAGCAAGAUUUGGCUUUGGCGUCUGAAAAAGCAGAUCGUGUUUUGACCGAAGUAACAGAAAGAGCUAUGCAAGCGGAAAUCGUUAAAAAUCAAGUACAGAUUGUUAAAGAAAAGGCUGAAGCUUUAGUGGCAUAUAUCGCUGAAGAAAAAGAAAAAGCCGAAUUAAAAUUAGAGGCAGCAAAACCAGCUCUAGAAGAAGCUGAAGCUGCAUUGAACACCAUUAAGCCAGCUCACAUAGCUACAGUCAGGAAACUUGGUCGACCGCCACAUUUGAUCAUGCGUAUCAUGGACUGCGUUUUAAUUUUAUUUCAAAGGCGAUUGCAUCCAGUUAUAUCUGACACUGCAGCACCUUGUCCGAAACCAUCCUGGGCUGAAUCUUUAAAGAUGAUGGCGAGUACGACAUUUUUGUUACAACUUCAAAACUAUCCCAAGGAUAUUAUAAAUAAUGAGAUGGUUGAACAUCUUGUACCAUAUUUCGAGAUGGAAGAUUACAAUAUGGAUACAGCGAAACGAGUUUGCGGUGAUGUUGCUGGCUUACUUUCUUGGACUAAAGCCAUGGCUUUCUUUCAUAGUGUUAAUAAAGAAGUAUUACCAUUAAAAGCAAACCUCAUGCUUCAAGAAGCAAGAUUGAAGGUAGCUAUGGAUGAUUUAGCAUCAGCAGAAAGACAAUUAGAAGAACGGGAGAUGUCCCUAAGGAAGGUGAAAGAACAAUAUGAAUCGGCCGUAUCGGAGAAGCAACAACUGACAGAUGCUGCUAACGUUUGUUUAAGAAAAAUGACGGCUGCUACGGCACUUAUAAAUGGUCUCGGCGGUGAGAAAAUUAGAUGGACACAGCAGAGCAAAGAUUUCAAAGAGCAAUUGGGAAGAUUAGUCGGAGAUGUAGUUCUUGCAACGGGAUUCUUAUCUUACUGUGGACCAUAUAACCAGGAAUUCAGGAAUAGUCUUCUUAACACAUGGAUGGGAAUACUGAAAAGCAAACAAAUACCCGUCACGCAUGAUUUGAACAUUACAAAUAUGUUAGUGGAAAAUGCAACCAUAUCAGAAUGGACGCUACAAGGACUUCCUAACGAUGAUUUAUCGGUACAAAACGCUUUGAUUGUCACUAAAUCUAGUUCUUAUCCUUUACUAGUAGAUCCUCAAAGUCAAGGCAAAAAUUGGAUUAAAAACAAAGAAGGCUCAAAUGAAUUACAAAUCACAUCGUUGAAUCAUAAAUAUUUCAGGACUCAUUUGGAAGAUAGCCUAUCACUCGGCAGACCUCUGCUCAUAGAAGACGUUGGUGUGGAAUUAGACCCAGUCAUUGAUAAUGUUUUGGAAAAAAACUUUAUAAAGUCCGGUUCGAUAGAAAAAGUCAUUGUAGGUGACAAAGAAUGUGAUGUGAUGCCUGGAUUCAUGCUGUACAUUACAACAAAAUUACCUAAUCCAGCAUACUCACCUGAAAUAAGUGCUAAAACUUCAAUCAUCGACUUCACAGUUACAAUGCAAGGCUUGGAAGACCAACUACUAGGAAGAGUUAUUCUCAUGGAAAAAUCUGAUCUUGAAGAAGAAAGGGUGGCUCUAUUCGAAUCUGUUAUGAAGAACCAAAGAAGUAUGAAAGAGCUAGAAAGCAAUUUGCUUUGUCGUUUAACUUCUUCUGAAGGCUCCCUAGUCGAUGAUGAAGCUUUGAUUCAAGUAUUACAGAUAACCAAAACAACAGCCGAAGAAGUAAACGAAAAGUUGAAAGUCGCUGAAGUAACAGAAAAGAAAAUAAUUAAAGCCAGAGAAGAAUUUAGAGCAGUGGCCGCCCGUGGAUCCAUUCUUUACUUCUUAAUUGUAGAAAUGAGCAAUGUCAAUUUAAUGUACCAAAAUUCACUGAAACAAUUUCUUACUAUAUUCGACAAUUCUAUCACCAAAUCUACAAAGAGUAAUGUUACAGAGGAACGUAUCAAUAUUAUAUUGAAAUAUUUGACUCAUGAGGUUUGGGCAUUCACAUUACGUAGUUUAUAUGAGCGGCACAAGGCUUUGUUCACAUUAAUGUUGGCAAUGAAGAUUGAUUACCAGCGUGAAUUGAUAUCGCACGACGAAUUUAUGGCAUUCAUCAAAGGCGGAGCGUCUUUAGAUUUGAACGCUGUUACUCCUAAGCCAUUCAGGUGGAUAUUGGAUAUAACGUGGCUGAAUUUGGUUGAAAUUAGUAAACUGAAGACAUUUUCGGACGUUCUCUCCAAGAUUUCGACAAAUGAGAAAGAAUGGAGAGUGUGGUACGAAAAAGCCAAGCCAGAGGAAGAAAUAAUUCCUAGUGGAUACAACGACAGCCUUGAUGUUUUCCGAAAACUCCUGCUCAUUAGAUCCUGGAGUCCAGAUCGAACUUUAUCGCAAGCUCGAAAAUACAUUGUGGAUUCUUUGGGUCCGGAAUAUGGAGAAGGACGGAUUUUAAACUUGGAGACAACAUGGGAAGAAUCAGAACCGAGGACGCCUUUGAUUUGUAUUCUUUCAAUCGGCUCUGACCCCUCCACUCAAAUUGCUUCACUAGCAAAAUCGAAAGAAAUAAUUUUAAAAGCAGUAUCGAUGGGUCAAGGUCAAGAAAUUGUUGCUAGAAAAAUGAUCUCGGAUUCUAUGAACGAAGGAGGAUGGGUUCUGCUACAAAACAUUCACUUAUCAUUGCCUUUCUGCGUCGAGGCCAUGGAUGCUCUGAUUGAAACCGAACACAUUCAAGAAUCAUUCAGAUUAUGGCUAACAACAGAAGUACAUACAGAAUUUCCAAUUGGUCUGCUACAGAUGGCCAUUAAAUUCACAAAUGAACCGCCUCAAGGGAUAAGAGCCAGUAUGAAAAGAACAUACCAGAAUAUAACUCAAGACACUUUAGACUACUCCUCCUUAUCGCAGUGGCCACCGCUUUUAUAUGCUGUAGCAUUUUUGCACACGAUAGUACAGGAAAGAAGAAAAUUUGGACCCUUAGGGUGGAACAUUCCUUACGAAUUCAACCAAGCAGACUACGCUGCAAGCGUUCAAUUUAUUCAGAACCAUUUAGAUGAAAUCGACCCUAAGAAAGGGAUAUCAUGGCCCACGAUAUGUUACAUGCUCGGUGAGGUGCAGUACGGCGGGAGAGUGACAGACGAUUUUGAUAAACGUUUACUUACGACCUUCACAAACGUAUGGUUUUGCGAUGUUCUACUACGACCAGGUUUUGAAUUCUACAAAGGCUACAAAGUCCCGCAAACAAGGAACUUACACGGAUACGUCGAUUAUAUAAAUCAAUUACCAUUGACGGACACUCCGGAAGUAUUCGGCUUACACGGCAACGCUGAUAUUACUUAUCAAAUCAAUAGCGCUAAAGAUAUUCUCGAUACAAUAUUGAACGUCCAACCAAAAGAAGGAGGCAGUCAGGGUGGUGAAACCAGGGAAAGUAUUGUGUACCGUUUGGCUGAAGACAUGCUUGAGAAAUUACCAAAACAGUAUGUGUCAUUCGAAGUGCGCGAAUCAUUACAAAAAAUGGGCGCGUUUCUUCCGAUGAAUAUUUUUUUGAGACAGGAGAUCGAUAGAAUUCAACGCGUCAUCAAGACUGUUCACUCGACACUCUGUGACUUGAAGCUAGCCAUAGACGGCACCAUAAUCAUGAGUCAAGGGUUACGUGAGUCCCUUGACGCGAUGUACGAUGCGAGGAUCCCUCAAAAUUGGUUAAAGGUUUCAUGGGAAUCUGCUACUCUUGGUUUCUGGUAUACGGAGCUGUUGGAACGGGAACAACAAUACCGCAUUUGGCUGAAGAAUGGACGACCAAACGCUUUCUGGAUGACCGGCUUCUUUAACCCUCAAGGCUUCCUCACCGCUAUGAGACAGGAAGUAACACGAAGCCACAAAGGUUGGGCUUUAGACUCUGUCGUGCUUCAGAACCACAUAACCAAAUUAAAUAAAGAAGAUGUGCAUGAAGGGCCAGCAGAAGGCGUCUACGUCUACGGUCUGUUUCUAGAAGGCGCCUCGCUGGACCGAAAAUCUGGGAAACUGAUCGAGUCUAAACCCAAAGUUCUAUACGAACAGAUGCCAGUAAUCUAUAUAUUCGCGAUCAACACGACGGCUGGAAAAGAUCCUAGACUCUACGAAUGUCCUAUAUACAGAAAACCGCAGAGAACUGACGCCAAAUAUGUCGGGUCCAUAGAUUUUGAAACCGAUAGUAAUCCGCGACACUGGACCCUCAGAGGAGUAGCGUUGCUGUGUGAUAUCAAAUAAAUUCACGAAUGUCACAAAACAAUCCUCAAUAAAAUGUUUGCUUACAUGGAAA